AUGGAGGAGGAAAACCCGGACUGGAUGUCUCUGUUACCCGGAGAGCUGCAGGAAGUCCCGCUGUGGAACCUGGCUGUACCCGGUAACACGGAAAAACUGGAUUAUUUAGAGGAAAUUAGACCAGGAAACAAACUGUAAAGUAGAGAAAAUAUGUAUACGAUUAAAUAUGUUUCUAUUUUCGGUUUUAUUGUCCAUGUUCCGCCUCUAAACUCUUAUUUUUGUCUGUCACUGAAUCAGAUCAGACAGAUUGGUCUCCUUUUUCUUCAGUUUAUCAUCUUUAUAAAUAUAUAUUAUAAUGUUUGUCCUCACAGGGAGUCAUGACAGCAUGUCCUUCUGUCUCGAUGUCUCCUCACCUGUCCUCAAGUCAGAGCCCCGCCUCCUCAGAGUGAUUGACAGGUGUCUCCCCUGCUGGACUCGACCCUGUAUAGCCCGCUGGGCCACCACACAGGUAGUCCUAAACAUAGUCCUGCAGGUCUAUCUGAACCUUUUUUUUUUUUAUCUUUCUUUUAUUUUUUAAAGCUUUAUUCAGAGUCAACAAAAUUAUAAUUAUAAACAUAUCAGAAUCAGUUCAAUACUUUAAUUUCAACAUAUCCGUGAGAAAUACUGAACAACAUGGGAAAGCGACAAUGCAUGUAAUUUUUGGCGCUUCAUAUCAGCGGGAAAAUUCUCUAAGUUGUCAUAUAACUUCUCAUCAAAUACAUUUUAAAUUGGCUUAUGAAAAGAGUAAAUCUGGGGGUUGAUCUCAUAACUUUAUUCUUUUGGAUGAAAUAUUUGCCAAGACCUAUAAGAUUACGGUUCAACAGAGUUCAUUAUUUUUAUUUGGUCGUAUCGUUCCAAAAGAAACAUUAUCUAGAGAAAUACAUUGUGGAAAAACUGUAAUUUUGUGUUUAAUCCAUUCAUGAAUGUUAACCCGGGAUGUUUGUGUUGUGUUACAUGACAAAAAUAGAUGGUUCGUUGUUUCAGUAUUAAUUUAACAAAGUGCACAUGUUGUCUUCUAUGUUAAAUCUCCGUCGGGUGUAUCUGAAAUAGAAAUGACAGACAGUACUCGUCCCUACAGCUCCUACAAAACCAGCGUGAUAACGACUAUUUCUUUAAUUUUUCCACUUAGUCAACGAUCCUGUAAAAACAGACCAGAACUAAACUUCAGGAGGCAGAACUUAGAGGAGCUGUUUCUAAUAAAACAAUAUAAUCUUCUGCACAUUUAUGAAGUGUGUCUUUCUCUGUACGUGUGUGUUUGCAGCAGUCAGUCCUCACACAUCAGUGCGACCUCGGGAUUCGUUUCUUCGACCUGAGGAUCGCCAGGAAGCCAAAAAGAGAGAGCGAGUUGUUCUUCGCCCACGGUGUCUACACACUGAUGACUGUGAAGGUUAAGACAAACACAACAUGACACCACAACACGAAUGCUUCCUCUCAUUACUGACCUCUGAAACCGACUCCCAGAACAGACACAUACAAAGUCCUGGAGAGGGACUGAAUACACAUGCUCACACUUUCAUGGGUGUGUGUGUGUGUGUGUGUGUGUGUGUGUAGGAGGCUCUGGAUGAACUUGCCACCUGGCUGGACGCUCAUCCAAAAGAGAUCGUGAUUAUUUCCUGCUCACACUUUGAAUCACUGACAGAUGAAGAUCACGCCGACCUGGUGGAGUUUCUCUUCAUGCUGUUUGGAAACAAACUCUGCCCCUCAAACGUAACUUUGCUCAAACUUUUUCUCUCUUUUCUUAUAUUCUCUGUUUUCUAGAAAUAGAUGGAACUCUUACUUUGUGUUUAUUAUCAUCUUCAGGACAUUCCGACUCUGGGUUCCUGCUGGUCCAGAGGUCAGCAGGUUGUUGUUUCCUACGCUGACCAGCAGGUGCUGCUGCAGCAUCCUGAGCUGUGGCCUGGAAUUCCUUACUGGUAAACAGAGGAGAGACGCUUCAUCGAUCCGCUCAUGUCACACUGCAAUCAAAACUUUUAUUAUCAUCCAUGUUCAUUAUCGGCCUCUCGCUCUGUCUCCAGGUAUGCUGACAGCCCAGACCCAAAGAAGGUGAUCGCCUACCUGGAGGAGCAGAAGAGCAAGGGAAGACCAGGUAGGGAGCUGCAGCCUGAGGUCAUAAAUCAUAAAAUAAUAGUCCAUAAAAUAAACGUCCUGUCAAUAAAAUCUGUGUUAAAUGUCAAAAUCAAAACAGAAUAAUUGUUUUUUACUACUUUAAGUCCUUUGCAUCAUCACAGCCAACGUACCUGAAAUAAAUGAAAGUAUUUUCAUCAUCUGGAGGUUCAGAUCGAUUUACUUUUUUAAGUUUACUUUAUUUCCAUAAAUGGAUUUCUUUGUCUCUCAGCCGGUUUUUACGUCAGCGGCCUGAACCUGACAGAAGACACCCCCUACGUCCUCCUCCACCCUCUCCAGAGCAUGAAGAAGAUAACGAUGAAGGCGCUCUCUCUCCUGCUGGGAUGGGCGAGCGAGCAGAAGCCAGGUGAGCUUGAAGUGGGCGGAGUCAACAUCCUCUGCUGCGACUUUGUGGGCGUCAGUCAGUUCUGCUCGCUUGUGAUCGGACUGAACUACAAGCUGCUCAAAGGGGGUCCUGUUUGA
Xyrichtys novacula (pearly razorfish) is the source of this 2565-nucleotide messenger RNA. NCBI's taxonomy places the organism in Eukaryota, Metazoa, Chordata, Actinopteri, Labriformes, Labridae. The record is from the annotation of a GenBank genome assembly.